Messenger RNA from Hemibagrus wyckioides, 2819 nucleotides. RefSeq names its product protein phosphatase 4, regulatory subunit 2b (gene ppp4r2b). Gene Ontology annotation, cellular component: cytoplasm; nucleus; protein phosphatase 4 complex. The record is from RefSeq and is a predicted model, not a curated record. The transcript is spliced from 9 exons. Bases 128 to 1384 code for a protein of 418 amino acids. Gene Ontology annotation, biological process: protein dephosphorylation. Lineage: Eukaryota; Metazoa; Chordata; Actinopteri; Siluriformes; Bagridae. Gene Ontology annotation, molecular function: protein phosphatase regulator activity.
CAACACCGGCCGCUUUCCACUCGUGACGUCACGCACGCACGCCAUAUUGAAUUUUUUUUCCGCUUUCCCCCCUCAACACAGCAGCCAUUAGCACGUCGCUCCGUGGUGGAUUUACACGCUCGGAAACAUGGAAAUUGACACCCUUCUAGAGGCUCUAAAAGAUUUCGAGAAGAAAGGGAAAAAGGAAGUGUCUCCUGUAUUGGACCAGUUUCUGUGCCAUGUCGCAAAGACUGGAGAGACCAUGGUCUCAUGGUCGCAGUUUAAAAGCUACUUUCUGUUCAAACUGGAGAAGGUUAUGGAGGACUUUCGAGCUUCGGCACCAGAGCAGAGAGGACCUGCGAACCCUAACGUAGAGUCUAUCCCGUUUGAGGAGAUGAAAGAGAGAAUAUUGAAGAUUGUCAACGGAUACAACGGGAUUCCAUUCACUAUCCAGCGCUUGUGUGAGCUACUCACAGAUCCCAAGAGGAACUACACAGGAACAGAGAAAUUUCUCAGAGGGGUUGAGAAGAAUGUGAUGGUGGUCAGUUGUGUGUAUCCCAACUCAGAGAAAAACGGUUGUAGUGGUGUUAACAGAAUGAAUGGAGUCAUGUUGCAAGGUAGCACAUCCAUAUUCACAGAAAGGAAAGUGAAUGGGCCAGGAACGCCACGGCCAUUGAGCAGAGUGAAAAUUUCCACAUCUAGUUCACUGGCCACAAAUGGUUUGCUGGACAGCACAGAAAACAAAGAUGCAAACACAACACCUGGCCACAGCAAACCUGUCUGUGAUGUGCCUGUGUCAGGCCUUGGAUCUCCCUUGAAUAGCUGCAUUAAGAACAAGCAUGCAGAUGAGGAAGAAAACCCAGAGGAAGAACAGCAGGAGGUGAAGAGGCUCAAGUUCAGUGAGGAAGGAGGUGAGGAUGAGGAGGAGGAAGACACUGAAGGUGAAUCGGAUGACAAGACCAUUCAAUCUGAGGAGGUGUCUGGUGUUUCGGGAAAUGCAGAUUCGCCAUCAUCCAUGACGCAGGAGGAGAAACAUGAAGGGCAUGAGGAAGAGCGGGAGGAUGCCAGUUCAACGGCAUCUUGUGAGGACCAAGAGCCAUCUAGUACACAAUCCGACUUUGCAGAGAGGGAAGUUCCUUCCGGUUCUGCCCAGGAACCCAGUGACAUGGACCAGUCAGAGCAGACAGCUCCUGCUUCCAGCCCUGAGAGGCAGGAGGUGGAGGAGGAGUCUAGCGAGCCGGACAGUAGCAGCAGCAGCAGCAGCAGUAGUAGUAAUGAGCUUGCUGCUGGCCCUGCCGCCUCUUCUGACUCCACCCCCAGUGGUGCAGACUCACCCACAGAGGGCAGAGUGGAGAUGGGGGAUCUAGACUUAGAAAACACAGAAGAGCCUAUGGAGCAGGAUUAAGGCGCCUACUAAACACAGACUUUGUAGCAUAAACAACAACCAGCGUGUGGAGAUUUCAGAACACACUAACAGUAACAGGAUGGACUCUUUAACUGGGGCCAACAACAGCCUUUUGGUCCAGCGUCACCUACUUUUUCCAGCUUUCUUACCUGUUAUGGGUGGACACACUAUGCUGGUGUACAUAUGUGAUGAUUUUUUUUUUUGUUUUUAUUUUCUUUUUAGUUUUGUAUCGAAGGUUUUAAACUGGAAGUUUUUCAUUCUCUUUCACUUGCACCCUACCUUUAGCACCACUGAAUGCAGUUGGUCUUUAAAAGUUUUUCCCCCUUCUGUUCUAGUCCAGCAGAGCGAUUGUGGUCUCUCACUUUGAUAUAUUCUGUACAUGCUAUAGAUGUGUGAGGGUUUUGGGGUUUCUUUUUCCCCUUCAGUUUUUUUUUUUUUGUAGUUCAUUUACACAGACUUUAUCUCCAGAUCAGUAGAAUUUCUCCUUUCUUAUGCAGUUUCUCUAAGGACUCCAAAGCAAGGGCCAUAAUUAUUGGUUCGUAUUCAGGUUAUUUUUCCUCCCACUUGUGUUGGGCUGUUGGUUAAGGGUUGUGCUACAUCUGUCAGAUUGUCUGCAUAUGGACCCAUGUAGAAAUGAUUAGCUGAUACACCCCCAUCCCCACAUGUUGUCCCUCCCUUCCCUUUUUUAAACUCUUGCUGUUACACCCUAGUCUGUAAUGAAGGAAAGAGUUUCAUAUAAAAGGUACAUAUACUUAGUGGAACAGAUUUCAAGUGAAUGAUGAAUUUUUUUUUUUUUUUGGUUCACAACAAUAAUUUAUAUGAACAUUUCAAUGAAUCACUCUAUUUUUGAGAAAUUUAGAUUUUUUUUUUUGGAUGCCAGUCUGAGCACUAGUCAGAUUGAGCUAAAACUGUGUGUUUGUGAAAGUGAGAGUGUGUGAGAGGCGCUCAUGUCUAUACCACACUGUCUCACCAGUUACAACUGACUGCCUCUACUGCACCUGUACUGUUUUGAUAUUUAGAAUUUUUAAAGUUCGGUAGUUUUGUAGAGCAUUGUGUUCACUGCUGUUUGUGGAUCCAUAUUAUUGUAAGAUCUUUGUGUAUACUGAAUGCGUGUGCUUUCAAUGCAGUAUUCAGGUGAAGCAAUAAAUGUUCUGAUUUUAAAUGUGCAAAUGAGGUGUUUUUCUUAUCUUAUUUUUUAUUGAUUAAGGUUUUCUACCUUUUGUUUAUAUAAUGCCUUGUCUUUGUAAACAGUGAACAGGAACUUCUGCAGUACAAACACAUGAACUAAAAUAGUAAAGAUGACUCAUGCAAAAUGGUCCAAAUGUUUCCACGUAUUUACUCUUCUGAACAAAUAACAUGUUCAUAAACUAUUAAUGUUGCUUUCCAGUUGAUUUUGUAAAAAUUUACAUUGCACAUUAAAAUCACAGCUAUUUAA